CAGAGUAUCAAGGAUAUGUUUGAUUUCUUUAAGAGCUUUGAGAAAGCUCUUAAGAAGAUCUUUAGCAACUCUAACAAAGAAUGCAUUACAGCUCAGCAGCUUAUGAAUCUCAAGCAGACUAAGUUAGCUUCUGCUUAUAUAGUUAGAUUCAAGCAGCUCUUAGCACAACUCUCAUAG
Molecule: messenger RNA, 177 nt
Organism: Cryphonectria parasitica EP155
Lineage: Eukaryota; Fungi; Ascomycota; Sordariomycetes; Diaporthales; Cryphonectriaceae
Exons: 1
Source: RefSeq, a predicted model, not a curated record